Molecule: messenger RNA, 3110 nt
Organism: Stylophora pistillata
Lineage: Eukaryota; Metazoa; Cnidaria; Anthozoa; Scleractinia; Pocilloporidae
Product: ubiquitin carboxyl-terminal hydrolase 1
Biological process (GO): protein deubiquitination
Cellular component (GO): nucleus; cytosol
Molecular function (GO): cysteine-type deubiquitinase activity
Source: RefSeq, a predicted model, not a curated record
AAUGGAAGUCUUAGGGUUGCAUUUGCUAAAGAUUUCAAAAAUUUCUUAGAGUCAAUGUCGUACCUAAAUAUAAAAGAAGUAAUAUCUCAAAGCUUUCGGGAACAAGAUGUCGACGGUUUUUCAGACAGAUUCACCACCAUUGAGUCCUAGAAGCCCACCUCGCAAAAGAACCAAGUUUUCAUUGAAGCUUAAGAACAAGAAGUCGCUGAGCGAGAUCGAAAACAGGGAGAAGUUGCACCCAAUAUUUAGCCCCUCGACUUCUCAGAAUACAAAAGGUGAAGAUGCUUUUGAACCUCCAAUCCCUCCUCCUCCUUUUGCUGGAUUGAAGAAUCUUGGAAAUAUUUGCUAUGCAAACGCUGUAUUGCAAGUGUUGCGGUUUUGUCCCGGCUUAUUACAAUCUGUCAUGGAAAUCGACUCGCUCGUCAGGAAGCUAUAUCCCUCAAAAUCAGCUGACAAUGAACAGGGCCCAGACAAAGACAUAGACCCCUGUGACAACACUGGUAAUGACCACAGACCAGUUGUUUGCAAACUAAAAGAGCUUUUCAGUGAGAUGAAAGAGGUGGAGAUGGAUUAUUGUGAGAACAAAGAGAAUUGUGAUCAUCUCGUGCAAAGAAGAAGUUAUUUGAUUCUGGCUGCAAAACCUUCUGGUUUCAUGGAGAUGUUCAGGAAGCAAAAUCCAAUGUUUGAAGGCAAUCAGCAGCAUGAUGCCCAAGAAUUCUUGUGUAGCUUGCUUGUAAAUCUUCAAGAUACAGAGAAUGAUGUUAAAAAGAAAACUGAAGAUACACCAGUUGUAAGAGAGUUAGAAGUCCCAUUUGGCAAUUCAAGGAGUAACAACAGAAUAAGCAAACAUGUAAGCCCAGUAGAAGAAUUGUUUCAGGGACGACUUCUGCAUCAGACUAAAUGUAUGACAUGUGAAGAGGCCAAGAAAAGGUUUGAAAAUUUCCAAGACAUCAGUGUUCCAGUUCAACAGGAGCCAAAAGUGUAUGAUGCAAACACUGCUAACACAUUUUCACCAACACCAAAGAAAGGACAAGAUGGCAAAAGCCUUUCUUGGGCCCUGUCACAGUUUGCUAGGAUAGAACAUCUGACAGGAGAGAACAAAUACUUCUGUGACAAUUGUCUCACCCAUACUGAAGCUGAGAUAUCCACAUGUUUUGACCAACUGCCAAACAUACUUAUAAUCCAUCUCAAGAGGUUUACUGCAAAUGCCUCAUUGGGAUUUUUAUCAAGUAGUGUUUCCAAGAUAACCUCAAAUCUUGAGACACCCAUGGAGCUGUCAGUGAAGGAGUGGUGUUCAAAAUCAUGUCCUCUAUCUAACCCUACCUACCAUCUAUUUGGCAUUGUAAUGCACAGUGGUAUGACAUCUUGCAGUGGACACUAUCAGGCUUAUGUUCAGGUGCCAAAACACCAUCACUAUGGCAAUGCACAAGUAUUGUCCUCUGAUAAAGGAAAGAGAGUGGACAGUUAUGAACCAUCAACUGCAGAGUUCAAUUCACACUCUUUCUCAAGUGUUAGUGAAAAAUCAGUUGGUUAUAACUCUUUUCUAAGAGAUGAGAAACCUGAUAAAAUUCAGGCCCCAAGUCCUGAGAACUCUGCUGAGAAAGUGAAGAUAACAUGUAUUUCUGGAAUAACAAAAUUCUUUCACAAAUCAAAGAAGCAUUCUACAAGUGAAGGAAUGAAGCAUUCUACAGAUGAAGGAACUGAUGAGGGAAACAAACACCUUGCUGAAAAAUGCAGGAAUUUUAGUACACCAACACUUAGCUGCACAGGAACCAAAAAAUCAGUGAGUAAGAUCCACAGUUUUCAGUACCAAAGUGGCACAAACUCUCACAGAAGUGCAAUAAGGCAACUGAAUUUCCAACAAAAUGAUGGACAACUGCAUCGAGAAAGACAGAGGCAAGGUGAAGGACAAAUGCCACAUACCUGUAGAAGUGUCACAGAAACUGAGGAAUUUCAAUGGAUUCAUUUUGAUGACGCUGAAGUUAGAACCAUAGAAGAAUCUGACGUAAAAACAUUGCUGUCAUCAUCUGAAUCAUCCUUCACCUCUCCUUACUUGCUGUUUUACAAAUUAGCAGAGUCAUAUGUUUAAUUUAUUUCAAGGAAGAUGGAUUUCUACAGAAAAGGCUUGUUUUUGUGAUUCAAUGAAAUCUUAAUGUCUGUGGUUGUCUAAAGGACUCAAUUCCAAGAUAGACUGAUUCAUAUUAAUAAAAAUUUGUCUCUCUAGACUGAAACCUUUUGUAAAGAAAAGAACAUUCUUGUACAAAUUAUUCUACACAAAAAUCAUAUAUGCAACUUAUCAUCAGAAUUUAUCAUCAUAAGUUCUUCAAUAUUGUUAACAAUACUUUUUUAAAUGUAGUAUUUGCCUUGUGUGAAUUUAACAAUUUUUCAUUCAAUUAUGUUAGGAAGUGAAACAAAAAUACAUGCAAGAGUCUAAUACUCUAACUGAUACUUUUGUAUUGAAAAUUUUAAUCAUAUCUUGAACAGUUCUCUUUUCUAACUUUUUAGAAUUUUGCAGUGUCAACUAUCAAACAAUCGUUUCAUUAAAACUUAGAAUAAAAUAGGUAUUUUAUCAACUGCCCAUUCAGAUGAAGUAGAUUACUUGUGAUUUAUGUUCACGUAUUGUCAAGCAAAUUAUCCUGAAAUCCAGUAACCGCACAACAGUGUUAGCUUUGAAAGUUCUGUUAACAUGUGUUUCAUUUUAAUAUUUUUGUGUCAAGCCCCUUGGUGUCUCACUACUGGGAAAAAAACCUGAAGGAAGAGGCCAUUAAAUUAUAUUGGCCCUACCAGCUUAGUUCAACCUUUAGCUGAAAAGCUUCUGUCUAAAACCAGCCUUUAAAAAUGAACUAUCGACUCACUCACCAUAAAAGGCUGUAGUUUGAGAUUCAAGAUGCCCUAAUGGCAAAUCUGGCAAUAUUUAUUUGACAUUUUAACAUUUCAUAAUGUGAGCUGAAAAAUGAAUCUUCAUCUCUGCAUUUUUCUCUUUACCUAACUUAAUUACCUUGUAUAACUUUGCGAGAAAGUUUACAUGAAUGAAGUUCUACACAGUCACUUCAUAACCUCCAACAUUACACACUUUGAUCUCUUUAAGGUGUUCAGUAAAGAAGACUCUU